Messenger RNA from Ipomoea nil (Japanese morning glory), 639 nucleotides. RefSeq lists its product as uncharacterized. Bases 1 to 639 code for a protein of 212 amino acids. The record is from RefSeq and is a predicted model, not a curated record. The transcript has 2 exons. Lineage: Eukaryota; Viridiplantae; Streptophyta; Magnoliopsida; Solanales; Convolvulaceae.
AUGCAGGUGAAUGAAGGGCACGCCGAGCCUUGGCUAUUUGCAGCCGUGUACGGCAGUCCUUCCAUGUUGCUUAGAAGAAAACUCUUUUCAGACUUAACUCAUAAUAACAUGAAUAUCCGCGGCCCUUGGCUAACAGCAGGAGAUUUCAAUGCUGCGGUGAACCCGGAGGAGGUGAGUAACCCCGCUAACUGGCAGCAAGCUCGUUGUGCAGAUUUCAUGGACUGGAUCUUCCAGGAAGGUCUCAUGGACCUAGGCUUCACAGGCUCUAAAUUCACUUGGAUGAGGGGUGUGAACCAAGUCUCUUUCAAAGCAGCUAGAUUAGACCGCGGAUUGGAAAAUCAGGCUUGGGAUAUAUCAAUAAGUCUGGAAGAUAACAAGGCCAAUCUAGCCCAUGUUUUGACAAACUGGAAUAAAGAAAUCUUUGGCAGAAUUUCCCAGAACAAGAAACGCAUUUUGGCUCGUUUAGGUGGGGUUCAACGUUGUUUAGCAAAUCGCCCUUCACCGGGCCUCUUGAAGCUAGACCAAAAGCUUAGGAUUGAGCUGGAAAUUUCGCUGCACCAAGAAGAACUACUUUGGUUCCAGAAAUCCAGGGAGGAAUGGAUUGUCUCCGUGACCGCAACACCCACUUUUACCACCUAG